Molecule: messenger RNA, 1481 nt
Organism: Tachysurus vachellii
Lineage: Eukaryota; Metazoa; Chordata; Actinopteri; Siluriformes; Bagridae
Gene: slc15a5
Product: solute carrier family 15 member 5
Exons: 8
Coding region: 6-1481 (491 amino acids)
Biological process (GO): transmembrane transport
Cellular component (GO): membrane
Molecular function (GO): transmembrane transporter activity
Source: RefSeq, a predicted model, not a curated record
GAACCAUGGUAGCGUUGAAUGUCGCCGGCCUUCAUGAUGGCCGUCUGCUAGAGAAGGACGCUACCACUUGCCACAGAAGAGGGAAAGUUAUCCCACGAAAGCCUCGAAAGAAAGUAAAGGCGAUCAUCUGUGUUCUUUUUGUGGAGUUAAUCGAGAGGUUCACUUUUUUUGGGAUUGUGUGUAAUAUGAUCCUCUUUUGCACCAUCAAACUGGGAUAUGACAGUUACCAAGCAGCCACAGUAAACCUGUGUUUUGUAGGAGCCAGUACAUUAACACCUGUUCUUGCCGGAUGGAUUGCAGAGACGUGUUUGGGAAGGAAAAAAGUUUUCUACCUUUGUGCACUACUUCAUUUCUUUGGGCUGCUGGCUGCUGCUUGUGGUAUUGGGGGGAUACGUGCUAUCCUCUGCCCACUGGGAGUCAAUAACCUUCAAGGUUAUAAUCAAAAGAAGAUACAAUCUUUUUUUAACUGGAUCUACUGGUUAGUUAAUCUGAAUGCUACAGUCAUCUUCUUGGGGAUCGCCUAUAUUCAACAGUCUGUGGGCAAAAACCUGGGCUUUUUCAUUCCCUUCACUUCUGUUCUCUUGGGACUCAUUGGCAUUCAUAUGGCACGCAGCAAUCUUAUCCUACAUCCUAGAAAAGGUGGUUCAUUGCUUACAACAAUGGGCGUGUUUCUAAACUCUUUACAAAUGUGCUGCCUCCGUUAUCGUCAUUUGAGUGGAGAUGUGACUGACUGGUUUGAUCGUGCCAAAGAGAACAAUGGAGGAUGCUACAGUGAGACCAAAGUAGAAAAUGUUAAGAUUCUGGUCAAGCUUUUUCCUCUUUUUGGACUGCAAUUGCUCUACCGGGCUUGUAUAACCCAGAUCCCAUCAGGAUACUAUCUCCAGACAAUGCAUUCAAACCUCAACCUUAGUGGUGUCAUGCUGCCAAUAGCAGCUAUGAACGUAAUCAGUAUUUUGCCACUUCUAAUUUUAGCACCGCUACUGGAGUUUGUCAGCAUCUGUUACCAGUAUUUAAAGAAAACACCUCCCUCCCCAGUUAAAUUCAUGAUAAUCGGACAUGUAUGUGCAGCUCUGUCUGCACUAAUUGCAGGUAUUUCAGAGGUUCACAGAAAGCACUAUCCUCAGAUGGAUCAGACUAUCUCAGGAACAACGCUUCAAGUGUCCUCAAUGUCCUGCAUACAUCUUGCACCUCAGUACAUCUUACUGGGUGUGGCGGAGGCUUUUGUCACACCAGCAUGCUCUGUUAUCUCUUUCUGUUUGACUCCCAGCAACCUCAGAGGGAUCUCCUUACAAUUCCUAACCCUCUCCUAUGGUGGAGGAUGUUUUCUGGGUGCUCUUCUGAUUCAGUUCUUUUACUUUCUGUCUGGUGGAAGUUUUUAUCCAAAUACAUUAAACAAUGGCAACAUGGAGAGAUUUUUUCUUAUUUUAGCAAUAUUGAUGGUAAUAAACAUCCUGAUACUUUGGAAAAUAUCUAACAGGUAG